Molecule: messenger RNA, 4435 nt
Organism: Chiroxiphia lanceolata (lance-tailed manakin)
Lineage: Eukaryota; Metazoa; Chordata; Aves; Passeriformes; Pipridae
Exons: 8
Coding region: 1-798 (265 amino acids)
Source: RefSeq, a predicted model, not a curated record
AUGGUUAGAUACAUUUUCCACCGUAAGCUCUCCCUGGCCUCACCAAGAUUUCCAUUUGUCCUUGUUGAAUGUCAUGAGAUUCCUGUUGUCCCAUUCCUCUAUCUUGUUCUGGGUCCCUCAAGAGUCGCAGCCCACAGAAAAGUGGACAUAUCGCUGUAUAAUCUCCUUCCCACCUCCACUUCCCCACACAGACCCUCAUCACAGAAAACGAGUGAGCAAACAAAAACACCAAGAGAAGAAGGGCCUUUUAAAGUUGCAAGGAAGUGUUUCGUCCGCAGGCAUGAAGGAGCAAAAACAAAUCUUCUGUCAUUAAGGAUCUCCCAUGACCAGUUCUUCAGUGACAGUCCAGAUCUGUACAAAGAUCCAGAACACUGUACAAAGUUGCAGGAGCAGCAGAACCGGCUGUGGAGAGGGGCUGGAGAGUACAGAGCUCUGCAGUCAGCUCUGGACCCUUGUCCCUCUUGGGGACUGGGUACAAAUGGUUUCUGUUGCUGUAGAUUGGGAGAUCUAUCAAAAAAAUACUCAUCUGAGUUACACAGUGUUUGCAAAGGACCACAUCAAGUUUUCACAGAGAAGCAAUGUACUUUCCUCAUAACAGUCAGUAGUAGAGCACCUGCUCUUCUUGGAAGAAAUUUCAGCACAUGGCUGUUGCAAAUAGUAUUUUGUCAGACUGGGCACAAGUCUACAGAUUCUGAUUUGGCAAUACUCACCAAGGUCUCCACCUGGAGAAGCCAGGUGAAGACUCUAUUCCUUGGAGUUGCCCGUAUAAAAACACUGGCAAAAAGAAAGGCUCCUUAACCUCCUGCUGUGAAAUAAAAGGCCAUUGGAAGCCCUUCUGAGGUCAGAAUGAACCGUAAGUCCUAAAGAAAUAGGAAUGAGGAAAACAAUUUAGCAUAUAGACCACUUAGCUAAGAAGAGAGGGGUGCACGUAGGUCAGUGGAACAGGACUGUAUCACUCUGAUAUACAUCAUGAGACUUCUGAGACUACUGCAGACCUGCUAUCAGAAUUGUUGUGCAGAAAAUAAUUUUAAAACUCCUCAUGUUUCUCACUACAUGCAAUAACUCUAGGAUAGGUUAAACCUUCUUCCUGAUACGAUCUGGUAAAAAAGCAGUUUGCGUUGCCUGCCAUUUUACUGCCUGAUUCCUCUGUCGUAGCAGCAGUGGACUUCUAAGCAUUGGGUAGAGUCAAAAUACAGAUUUCUCCUGCUAGUAGAACUAAUGGUUAAACCAAUGGGUAACUAUGUACUUGCUAAUGGUUAUUAGUUUGAUCUUCUAAUGUUGUAGCACCAGUCAUGUGGUAAAUAAUCUCUGUUGCUGAAAUUGUAAGUCAAGCUAAUUUUUGAAGUGCCUCUCAUAUUUGAAGAUCCAUGAAGACUUUAUAAAUAGAUAGUUUUAAAUAGUAUAAGAAUGUGCUUUCAGAUUAUGUAUAUAAAGAGCCUCUACUGUUCCUAAGGAGCUCUAGUUUUCUUUUUUAGCCCUGUCCCUGAUCUACUUGAGGGCCCCAUGAAGGUCUCACUAGAUGGAAACAGCUAUGGUUUGGGAUUUUGGGAGUAUCAAACACAAGGUCUGAGAAUUUCAUGGUACCCCCAUCAACCUAGUGCAAAACUGUUAAGGGAGAGUAACAUAAAUCCGGGCUUUUCCAAUAAUUGUUGAGCAUUGCUAUACUUGGAGAACUUUACUGGAAGUAGGUCUUGGGAGUAGCCAGGAUGAAUAUGUCUGCUCUCUCUGGGAAGGAGGGACAAUAUUGACAGUAGAAACAAAUAAUUUUGAGCAGAUGCAUCUUGUCUCUUCUGUCGGAAUUUGGGCAUUGACGCUGGGCCUUUCACUACCAUUUUUCCUGGGAAAAGUUUACUCGUGGGAUCUUACUCCUUAUAGGUGUGAUAUUAUCCUUUUGUUUUGUUAUUCUUGUAGGAUUAAAUGUUGAGAUUUUUUUAACACUGAAAUAAUUACCCCUCUUGUACUAUGACGUGGCAGAGGCUGCUGAAAUCAUGUAAUUAUUUCUAGGAAUCUGAUACUCAUGUUCUAUUUUAAAGAUUUUUCUUUUGGUUUUAUGUAUUGGAGAUCCACUUUUCAUGGAAAUAAAACUGGAAAAGAAACUGGCAGCCAACACCAGGGAAUGAGUCUCCCUCUUCAGCUACCAGUUGUCAGCAAAGUAGCACUGUUUUCCUGUUCAGUGUACAUGACCCAUACCGGGUACACAGACAAAGGGAGUGUUCACUAGUCUUCAUUUUCCAUUUCUUUAUCAGGCUCCAUCUUUUUUGUAUUCACCAGAACAAUAACUAUCACUUCCAUCUGACUUCAAUCAUAUUUGCUGUUAAUUUGAUCCUUGUUUAGGGAGUGUUGUAUUUCCUCAAAGGAGAGCCCUGGAUCAGACAUAGAGAUUUUAUAAUCAUCUGGUAAUUUGUUACUUUGAUCUUGCAAAUUCAACUGGCCUAAUUUAAGGUUGGGCAAGUGGGUGCCAAUGAGUGAGAAGCAAUAAGGAACUCUUAGAGCUGUUAGCCGGUUAAUACUUUUGAUGUUUAAGGAUCACUUGAGUGGUGUAGGUGUUAAGAAAAUAUAACUCCUUUGAGGGAUAACUAACUCCACUGUAACUUGCUUUUCAGUUUAGCUUUAAAGAGCUCUUUGAAUGUUCCUUCCCAAGCAAACUCUCCCUUCAGUUGCUAGAAAUUUUAAAUGGGCUGAGUCAGUGAAUAAUAUAGUGCACAGAAAAAACAGAUCAAGUUGAAACUCCCCUCCUAAGCAAAUUUAAGCAAGUUUUUGAGAAUUGUAUAAUCAAAAAGCAAUAGUAAGUAGGGGAUAUAAAAGCAGUAAUAGAGGGGCACAGUGGAAGUAUGUGAGGAUUAUAUAUUAAUUUACGUAUUGAUCACAGUAGCAAGUGGGAAUUAUCUUAAGUAAUUUAAUUCAGGGUAUUUAACAUUUGUUCUACCAUGGGUUUUUUGUGUAAUAUUUAAAGAUCUGAAUCUCUCUUUGUGCUUGCCUAAAGGCCAUGCUUUUACUAGGUACUGACUUUACCAGAGACAUAAAUGAAUCUACAGCCCUGUGAGUCUGUAGGGUACUCCUUUGGUGACUGCCAAGAAUGAGGCAGAAAAACAAGUCCUACAAAGCAGUCUCCCCAUGUUAAAUGUCUGAGUAGGCCCACUCUUCAAAUAGGAAAAGUGUAGGGAUUCAGAAACUGAAGAAGAUUGAAAAUCACCACUUUGAAGUCCAACCAGUGUUAGUGUGGGCAAAGGUGGAAGGGGGAAUACAUACAGUGAAAAUCAACAGUGCCACCUUGUGUGGGUGGGACAAGAGAGUUCGGCCAUGAGAAGGGCAAAUGGCCCCAGGUGUGUCUCCAGCUUCUUCACCGGGAUUGGGGCAAGCCCCUGGCCAACUAGGGAGAGGGCAAAGGGAAGGAUGGGUUCUUCUUAGAUCUGCAGGAGGUAGGUGUUUACUGCCUCGCUGUGAAAAGCGGAGCUGGUGGGUAUGUAAGGGGCACUCAGCCUGACAGGGUGGAAGGAAGGACCAAAGCACAAGCAGGUUGCUUAGUUUUGUUCUUUUGUAACUUCAGCAGCUAGAAUAAUGUCUGAGGGAAGAGAGAGUAAUGUGAGUUGUUUUAAUAUAGGACCAGUAAAAGUGCUACCAAAAAUCUGGUGUUAUGCAGCCUUUUAGGGGUAAAAAACAGGUGAUUAAGAUUUAGGCUCUUAAGCUGUGGGCAAGGGUUGCAUAACACCAAAAAAAAUCUUAUGAGACUUAGGAGGAUGUAAGCCUUCCAUGAGGGACAAAGAAGUUAGACCCCUGCAGAUCAAGUAGAGCAGGUCUCCUCUAUGACUGAUCCCACGUUGUUUCUCAGACUAGGAAGAUAAUGUUUAAUUGCAAAGAGAGCAUUUGGGAAAGAUUGUUUUACUCCAGGUGCAUUGUAAGUAUGCAAAAAAGGGUGCGAGUUGCAGAGUAGGGUUAAUUUAAUUUUUUUUUUAGCACAAAAUAAAGCAGUGUAGGUUGGUUGCAUCCUCAGGCAAUGCAGACUGGUCUGGAACUACUUGUGUCUGUGCAAAAAGGAAUCUUUAAAUAAGCUACAAAAGUCAAAUGAUUUACAAAGUGAAUCUGUUGUUAAAGCAACCCUUCUCCAGCUGUACUCGGGGCUUCUUGGAGAGGGGACAGGGUCUGGAAAAUGCUAAGCACAUUUAGGAGCCACAAAACAAGAAAAAUUAUGUGUGACAUAUUUACCAUACAGGCAUCAUAUAGGUGAGAACAAUGUCUGCUUGAAAAAAGUAAUUUACAAAAAGAAAGUCAUAUGGAUUUAAGACCUAUGAGGCUCAGAAGUCCCAUUUUCUGAAGUUCCAUACAAACUGACUUUCAGGAACAUAGAAUAGUUUUAGAAGUUCCACCUGAUGAGAGUGUUGAUGAACUGCUUUUGAUCAUGACUUAACUGGAAAUAAAAUUAAAACCAACAUUGAGA